CUUACUUAUAUCCGCGGUCUCCCCUUUGACUUUCCGCCCUUCUCUUCCUCUUUUCCCUUUCCUCUUUCUUUCUCUAUCGCAUUCACUUGUGUCCGUUUCCGUCACUUCCCCGCCACCCCGCCGUGAUUUUAUUUACUCUCUAUUCUUAUCUCUCGUGACGUUUCCUAUCUUAUCCUUCUCGGAGUCUCGUCCUUUCUCUGUGUGCCUGUGGUCUCGUGCCCACCCUACCCAUCAUGGCCACUAAGAAACCCAACAUCCUCUACAUCAUGGCGGACCAGAUGGCUGCUCCCCUUCUGGCCUUCCAUGACAAAAACUCCAAGAUCAAGACCCCCAACCUCGACCGUCUGGCUGAGGAGGGUGUCGUCUUUGACUCUGCCUACUGUAACUCGCCGCUGUGUGCGCCGUCGCGUUUUGUUAUGGUGACGGGCCAAUUGCCCUCCAAGAUCGGUGCUUAUGACAAUGCGUCUGAUCUAUCCGCCGACACCCCGACCUAUGCGCACUACCUGCGUCGCGAGGGCUACCACACGGCACUGGCUGGCAAGAUGCACUUCUGUGGCCCGGACCAGCUGCAUGGUUAUGAGGAGCGCUUGACCAGUGAUAUCUAUCCCGGUGACUACGGUUGGUCGGUGAACUGGGACGAGCCGGAAAUUCGCCCUGACUGGUAUCAUAACAUGUCCUCUGUUAUGGAGGCAGGUCCCGUCGUGCGCACCAACCAACUGGAUUUCGACGAGGAGGUCAUCUACAAGUCCACCCAGUACCUGUAUGACCAUGUGCGCCAGCGCAACGACCAGCCCUUUUGCUUGACGGUGUCCAUGACCCAUCCGCACGACCCUUAUGCCAUGACGAAGGAGUUCUGGGAUCUGUACGAGGAUGUGGAUAUCCCCCUGCCCAAGAACCCCGCGAUUCCCCACGAUCAGCAGGAUCCCCACUCGCAGCGGGUUCUCAAGUGUAUCGACUUGCUAGGCAAGGAGAUGCCCGACGAACGCAUCAAGGCUGCUCGACGUGCCUAUUAUGCAGCCUGCACCUAUGUUGACACUAAUGUGGGCAAGCUACUCAAGGUCCUGGACAACUGUGGCCUGCGUGACGAUACUAUCGUGGUGUUCACUGGUGAUCACGGCGACAUGCUUGGCGAACGUGGACUGUGGUACAAGAUGGUCUGGUACGAGAACUCCUCUCGGGUUCCCAUGAUUGUGCAUGCGCCUAAGCGCUUUGCCUCGAAGCGAGUCCCUCAGAAUGUGUCGACCAUGGAUCUUCUGCCGACCUUUGUCGAUAUGGUGGGCGCUCAAUUGGUUUCGGAACUGCCGCUGGACGGUGUCUCCCUGUACCCGUACCUGACCGGCCAGGACGGUCUCAAGACCGACACCGUGCUGGGUGAAUAUAUGGCCGAGGGCACGCAGUCUCCCGUAGUGAUGAUCCGUCGCGGCCGAUGGAAGUUCGUCCACUCGCUGAUCGACCCCCCGAUGCUGUUCGAUCUGGAGACCGACCCCGAGGAGAAGGUCAACCUGGCGGCCGGCCUCGUGGUGGAUAACCCGUCGCGCAACCCCUCGUCCCUUGCCAAGUCGGCGGCGGCACCGCUGCAGCCCGCCGCCUUGCCUACUCCCGCGGACACGCCCCGCGCCUCGCCUCGAGUUCAACCGACUUCUUAUCCGUUCCCCUCUCCGCGCACCCCCAGUCCCGGCCAGAACUUGCUGGCACUGCCGGCCACCACCGAGCCGGCAAAGAUCCUGGCGUACUUUUUGGAGGAAGCGCAGACCCGCUGGGACAUGGAGCGCAUUCGCGACGACGUUCUCCGCUCGCAGCGCCGGCGGCGCCUGGUGUACUCGGCGCUGCUCCGGGGCAACCCCCAGAUCUGGGACUACGAACCGCGAGUGGAUCCCAGCACGCAGUACGUGCGGAACCAGGGCAAGGGGGCCUUGGACGAUGUGGAGUUGAUCUCGCGUUGGCCUCGCGUGUUGCAGCAGGCGGCGACGGCGGUGGGGGCUGACGUUUAGGUUGGUCUUAGCCAAGAGACGUUUUCGGCAAAUAUUCACGAUGGUCCACAAGACGACUCGAGAAAAAAAAAAAAAAAAAAAA
Aspergillus steynii IBT 23096 is the source of this 2073-nucleotide messenger RNA. Its product is annotated as putative choline sulfatase. The record is from RefSeq and is a predicted model, not a curated record. Bases 234 to 1991 code for a protein of 585 amino acids. The transcript is spliced from 2 exons. Lineage: Eukaryota; Fungi; Ascomycota; Eurotiomycetes; Eurotiales; Aspergillaceae. Gene Ontology annotation, molecular function: sulfuric ester hydrolase activity.